This is a messenger RNA of Staurois parvus, 529 nucleotides long. The record is from the annotation of a GenBank genome assembly. Lineage: Eukaryota; Metazoa; Chordata; Amphibia; Anura; Ranidae.
GCAGCGCUUCUCGUGCAUGUGCACUGGGCACCCGGCUGUCAGCCGGGUGCCCACACUAAAGGGAGGACAACUCGGCGGAAGUGUGAGCAGGUACUUGUCAGCAGUCAUCUCCUGUACUGUCUGCAGUCUCUGGUCAUCCCCUGUACUAUGUCUGCAGUCUCUGGUCAUCCCCUGCACUGUCCGCAGUCUCUUGGUCCUCCCCUAUACUGUCCGCAGUCUCUGGUCAUUCCCUGUACUGGGUACGCAGUCUUUGGUCAUCCCCUGUACUGUCCGCAGUCUCUGGUCAUCUCCUGUAUUGUGUCCGCAGUCUCUGGUCAUUCCCUGUACUGUCCGCAGUCUCUGGUCAUUCCCUGUACUGUCCGCAGUCUCUGGUCAUCCCCUGUACUGUCCGCAGUCUCUGGUCAUCCCCUGUACUGUCCGCAGUCUCUGGUCAUCCCCUGUACUGUCCGCAGUCUCUGGUCAUCCCCUGUACUGUCCGCAGUCUCUGGUCAUCUCCUGUACUGUGUCCGCAGUCUCUGGUCAUCUCCUG